Akanthomyces muscarius is the source of this 288-nucleotide messenger RNA. RefSeq lists its product as uncharacterized. The coding region runs from base 1 to 288 and encodes 95 amino acids. The transcript is spliced from 3 exons. The record is from RefSeq and is a predicted model, not a curated record. NCBI's taxonomy places the organism in Eukaryota, Fungi, Ascomycota, Sordariomycetes, Hypocreales, Cordycipitaceae.
AUGCUUCCUCGUAUUUCAAUUUCGUCUAGUCAGUCCUUUUGUUGCCGGCAAAUUUCAGAAGCGCUCACGGGCCAAGCCCUAGAGUUCGUAUCGUGGGGACAGGGUGUCUCCAGGCACAUUACCAAUUGCCACGCUUUGGCCGGAUUCAUUGAUCUCGCGUUGCUGUCGGAACAAAGGCACGUUGAAAUACGAAGUCGAAUUCCAUCGUCUAGCUCGCUGAGCAGCUGGCAGAUGGGUCUUGGUGACGGGCUAGCUGGCAGCAGAAGGGCAGUGCUGGCAUAUCAGUAA